Messenger RNA from Coregonus sp. 'balchen', 3232 nucleotides. NCBI's taxonomy places the organism in Eukaryota, Metazoa, Chordata, Actinopteri, Salmoniformes, Salmonidae. The record is from the annotation of a GenBank genome assembly.
AUGGGAAAGUUCUCCUUCCCAAGGCUCAUCAUAAGAAUGGUUAGAAUCCCUUUUCUCUCACCCCCUCAGUCAAAACUCCAGCGCUUUAAAAUCAUCAUUUUGACAUUUAGGCCUAUGAGCUUUUCUAAGAUUGAAAAUAACAAGCUUGUAUAAUGAUAACCUCAUUACUGACUGCAUGUUUGUCCUCAUUUUAAUUUCUAGCCAUGGGCAAAUCGGACUGCACGGGACGAUUUCUGCACAGGAACUAACGAACUCCACAGGCUCAGACCAAACCACCCUCACAACUCCUCACAACUCCCCAGCCAUACUGUAAGUCCCAUCUGCAGGCUAACUCUAUGAUCUCUAAAGUGGUCCAGACUAAUCAUUUAUGGCCAAUCAGUGUAAACUUCGUACUAACUACGGCUUGAUCUAGUGUCAACAUUAUACCUUCUUGAUAUUCUAUAUCAACGGAAAACGAUGGAAGGCACAUAAUAAUCCAAUGAGUAAAACAAAAUAUACCAUGUUCUAUUCUCAAUAUCCCUACUGCCCCAAAGGUGUGUAGGCAGGGCAAGGAGAACACCGAUUCAACCCCGAAGAAGAGGAAAAAGAAGAGGCACAAUGAGAAGGGGACACAGGUUGAACUAGGCAUGCGGGAGGAUAUCCAUGACCUUGAGCUCGCCCAUUGGAGAUUGGCUAAAGAGACAUGGAGAACUGAGCGAGGAAACAUGAGGGAGAUAAAGGCGCUGUAUGGAGAAAUAUUUAGGCUGCACAAGUUGUUGGAGGAGGUAACGAGCAGUUUUCUUAAAUCAGACUUCUCAGUAGAUAUACUGUAGUUGCUUUGAGAUGUUCCCAAUCCUGAUACACGGAAAUUAGAUCUAAAUAGUUUGAAUAGUGAAAUAAGACAGCAAUAAAAAAAAACUGCACACUGGUAGUAUUCUCAGGAAUGUCUGCAUUCUGCACUGGUAGUAUUCUCAGGAAGGUCUGCAUUCUGCACUGGUAGUAUUCUCAGGAAGGUCUGCAUUCUGCACUGGUAGUAUUCUCAGGAAGGUCUGCAUUCCUAGAAGAGUUGAAAAAGAAUAAAUCCAAAAGUGUGGACGAUCCCAUUUUCCUAAUAAGCUAAUAUACAGUAAUAAAAUGUUUUCUCUAUAAUAUGUACUACCCAUACACAUAUAAUUGUUUUAAGAUAGUAAUAACAUGGACCAUCAAGCUAUUAAGUAAUAAAAAUGUGUCUGUCAUCAUACAGAUUGGGGUAGAUAAAGGGGUGAUCAAGCAGCGCUCCACCUCCUCCAUUCUUUGUCCCGUCUCCCCGACACUGCCAGCUCUCCCCAGGUACAAUCUCCACAGGUACCUCACCAAAAGCCAAUCGGAGUGUGACCAGCAUGCCGCCGCCACCCAGAAGAACCCGGCUAAGAAACACUCAAUCUUUCCCCCUCUGGUCACACAGAGCUGCACCUCCCCUGACAAACGGCCUCAUUCUCCGUCCAAGACGUCGCACCCACACGCUUCACACAGAUUUUCUGUCCCAUUCCACCUUCUGGCUCCCGGCCCUCCUGCCCAGCUGAGGCAGACCCAUCCGCAUGUCCACCCCAGGUCCCCAUUGACUGACCAGGCAAAGGUCAAGGAUAAGGUCAAGAGGUCAGAGGUUGCAUCGUCUGAGGAAUUGUCUGAGGAAGUUCAACGGAGAGGUGCAGAAAUUGAGAAUAUGUAUAAAGCGCAGCUGAAAGAGAGGAUGGCCCAAAAGAGAAAGGAAGAGAUUCUGAAGAAAAGGAUAAACAACUAUGACAAGAACGAUGACACUGAGGCCUCCUGCUCCUCUGCAGUAGGACAAUCCAAGACCCCUGCCACAGCCCCCGAGCGUCCGGCCAGCCCAGAGGCCACCACAGAUGCCACGCCAGUGGUCGUCCAAGAGGACACUCAGGGGGCCACCCAGCAGGACCUAGCAGAGGUUGUGAAUGUGCUCAAGAGGCAGUCAUCUGACCUAUACCUGCCUGACGACGUUUGUGAGGAUUCACUCACGUGGAGCUCCAUUUACGAGGAGCUGUGCCCACUUGCUCACAGGGUGAACUCAGAAGCUGACUACAUCAAGGCGCUCUGCGACACCACUGAGAAGGCUGUGACGCCCUUGCGCUUGUCUCAGGAGGAUGUGUCUCAGAGUAUGAGUGAGGACACAAGUGAGGAGGGGAGUAGUGAAAGUGAGGAGAGCAUGAGUGGACAACAACAGAGAUGUCUACACAGGGAUCCUUAUGGUGAGAGGGAGAGGAAGAAGAUUGAUAGUCGUACAAUGGAAGGGAGAUAUGCAACCGCAAAUGCAAUGUCUAUGAUGGCGAGCCUAGGGAAAGAAGAACUUAAUGCCAUGAGCUACGCAGAGAGGAUUAAAUAUUUCAAGGACGAGGCUAAGAAAAAUGAAGAGAUGUUGAAGAUGAAAAGUGGGAAGGAAAAAGAAAGGAAGGCGGAGAAAGACAGGGAAGAAGAGCUAAAAAAGUGGGAAAAGAGACAGAAGAAAUCGGUUGAGGAGGAAAGGAAAAUGACAGAAAAGAUGGAAAAAAAGAAGUUAGAGGAGCAGAUGAAAAGGGAGAAGGCAGAGAUGAAACUAAAGAUCGAACAAGAGAAAAAGAGACAAGAGCAAGAGAAAAAGAGAGAAAAAAAAGAAAUGAAGAAGCAGCAGAUGCAACAGAAGGCCCGUGAAAAAGAAGAGAAAAAGAGGGUGGAGAAAGAAAAAAAGAGGGAGAAAAAGAGGGCAGAGGAGUUGAAAAAGAUUGAGAAACAGAGGAUGGAGGAGGAGAAGAACAGGGAAAAGGAGAGAAUGAAGGUGCUGGAGAUGCAGCAAAAGGCACAAGAGAAAGAAGAGAAAAGGAGGAAGGAGGAGAAGAAAAGGAGAUUGAAGAUACAGCAGGAACAAGAGAAGGAGGAGAAGAAAAGGCAGAAAAGGAUAUGGGACGAGGAUAAGAAGAGAGCAGAGCUUCAAAGAAUAAAAGAUGACGAGGCCAGGUUCAAGAUGGAGAUGGAGAAACUGUAUGAGAGAGAAGAGCGGAUUGCACAGAUUGAAAGAGAAAAGAGGCGUGCGAAGUAUGAGAAAAAAGGGCAGACACAGAGAGCAAAACAGGUGGUGCCAUACCCGGUCACAGCGUUUACAUCUUUGUGGACGGAAGAGAGGGAGCAGUGUCCAGAGACCGCUCACGCACAGUCUGCCAAGAGGAGAACAAGGAAGAAGCAGAAGAAUGAGGCGGACGAGGCGUUGACAACUUUUGAGUAG